Leptidea sinapis is the source of this 1654-nucleotide messenger RNA. RefSeq lists its product as uncharacterized. Gene Ontology annotation, cellular component: nucleus; replication fork protection complex. Gene Ontology annotation, biological process: replication fork arrest; DNA replication checkpoint signaling; replication fork processing. Bases 165 to 1631 code for a protein of 488 amino acids. Lineage: Eukaryota; Metazoa; Arthropoda; Insecta; Lepidoptera; Pieridae. Gene Ontology annotation, molecular function: DNA binding. The transcript is spliced from 5 exons. The record is from RefSeq and is a predicted model, not a curated record.
GGGGCACGCGAGGACUAUGUACUCCUAUAGUGUCAAUUUAGUAAAAUUAAAUAUAUUCUUUGAGUGGAAAGUAUAAAACUUCGUGAACGUUAGAUUGUUAUUGAUUUACAAAAUUCGAGUUCCAACUCUCAAGUCAUCAAGUGCCUCAACUUUCACAAUAUUAAAUGUCCCUAUUGGAAGAUGUUUUCCUCCAGGACGAAGCUAACGAGGCUAAUGAAUUAGAAAGAAUAAUAGAAGGUGGUGAUCACGAGGAAAGGUACAGCGAUGAUAAUAGUGAAAAAGAGGGCGAAGCAGAAGAAGAUAAAAGACGAGUAGAUCCUUCUUCUACAAAAUCUAAGAGAGUAAUAAAGAAUCCCAGAUUUGUUUUGAAUCCUGCUCGCCUCACUGGACCGAGAGGUAUUCAUGUAAUACCAGAGCAUUUUCAAGAUUUCAAAUUUAAAGGCAAAGGUCAUGAGAAGGAAGACUUGGAUGUAGUCUUAAAGAAAUUAGAACAUUGGGCAUAUAGACUGUACCCUAAAUUUCAAUUUGAAGAUUGUUUGAAGAAAAUAGAGGCAUUGGGAAAGAAAAGAGCUGUUAUGGUGAAUCUUCAUAAAAUAAGAUCAGACCAGUUCACAAGUGAGGAGAGAGUUGUGCAACAGGACUUAAGUGAUGAAGAUGUCCCUCAGGAGGAUGAGUUUGACAAGUUGUUGCAGCAACAAAUAGAAUUAGCGAGGUCUACUCCUGCCAAGGCUGCAGAGAACAUAGAAAGCUCUCAGGCUGCAAACAGAACAUUAAUCAUGCCAAAACCAACAUCAUCACCCUCAAUCAGUGAGGAACAAAAAGAAAGGAUGAUAAGAAACAGAAAACUUGCAGAAGAAAGACGACUUGCUAAACUGAAGAACCUUGAAAAUAAUAUGAGUCAUCCUGAAUCAGACAUCAAUAUGAAUGCAAGUGAGAUUUUGACAGAUAAACAUAAUAUAAAUGAGACAGUGAUUGAGGUACAAAUAGAAACACAUAGAACCAGUAUUGAUACUCAAGAAAGGAUAGCUACAGAUAUACAAGAGGGACAUAAAGAUUCUAAUAAGUUAACUGGGAGUAAAAUUGGUGAAGUAGAAAAUAAAAAUAAUAUUGGUGAUAAGUCAGAAACAGAUCUCUUAAAGAAUUUAGGUACUGAUAAUAUAGCUAAUGAUAGUGAUGUAAGUGAAACAGUAACAGAGGAAAAUCUUCAAGCUAAUACACAAGAUGGGAAUGAAAUUACUGAGUCAACUCCUGAAGUCAAUGUUGAUAAUGUAACAAGGGGUCCUGGUUAUGAAAGUCAGAAAAAUAUAACAGAUGGAACUAAUUCUUAUCAAAAAUCUGGUAAUUCAAGUGGUCAAAACAUAGACACUAAUGAUUUGCCAUCUAAUGAUUUAGCUGUAGAUGACAAAACUAUAAGUGAUCCAAAUAAUUUGAAUCUUAAUAGAAUAUCUCCUAUUGAGAGGGUUAUUGAAAAUAACAUAAUUCAAAGUACAAUACAAGGUUUAGUGGAGAAUGAUAACAAUUUGAACCAUGAGAGGGAUUUAAUUAAUCAGGAUCUUGUUCAGGAAGCUGCAGGUUCAAGAGAUAUGUUGAAUAAUGACAUCAUGGAUGUAGAUUUCAGUGAAGAAUUUUGAAAUAAAUGUUCAUAAAAUAAUAA